Messenger RNA from Ochlerotatus camptorhynchus, 2127 nucleotides. Its product is annotated as zinc finger protein 436-like. Gene Ontology annotation, molecular function: zinc ion binding; DNA-binding transcription factor activity, RNA polymerase II-specific; RNA polymerase II cis-regulatory region sequence-specific DNA binding. Gene Ontology annotation, biological process: regulation of DNA-templated transcription. Bases 57 to 2078 code for a protein of 673 amino acids. The transcript has 6 exons. The record is from RefSeq and is a predicted model, not a curated record. Lineage: Eukaryota; Metazoa; Arthropoda; Insecta; Diptera; Culicidae. Gene Ontology annotation, cellular component: nucleus.
GUUCUUUUAAAUAUUGUUAAAUGAAAUAGUAUUUUCGUUGAAUAAUAAACAAAGCGAUGGAAAUACCUUUGAAUGUGGAUUGUAUCUGCCGAACAUGCUUAAGCGAAACAGAUAGGCUUAUUUGUAUGUUCGACGAUGACGCCCAGGAAAGUGGUAGUAUACCGUCGAUGAUAUCGGCCUGUAGCAAUAUGAAGAUAAGCAGAAAUGAUGGACUGCCGGACAAAAUUUGCCAAAAGUGCCUGGAGCUGGCACGGAACGCGUUCGCAUUCAAACAACAGUGCGACAUUGCAUACCGUACCCUUCGUUCGCUGGCGGAGCAAUACAAUCUAGCCGUUGCAGCGUCGGAGAACACCAAAGGAACACAGACGAACAAGGUAGACCAUUAUAAGCAAUGUACUCCGAAUUCAUGUGAUCCAAUAGCUAUAGCAAAAGGUACAGAAUUAAAGCAUAAGGACCCGGAAAUCCUCGUUGAAGUGGAAUACUUGCAUGAUGCAACAGAUACAGGUCCUGAUAAAAGCAAACUUAAUUCGACAAUGGAAAAUUCGGCUUGUAAAGUAGAGGCAUUUGAAAAUGUGGAAUACUUGGUGGAAACUUUCGAUGAAGAUAUAAAGAAUAUAAAAAGUGAACCGAUCACUGAGGACAAGAAUUCAAACUCGGAUGUAGACUUCGAUUGCGAGCAGGUCGAUUUCGUAGAGCUUGAAUAUGACGAAGAAGCAGAAGAUAGUCCCAAUCCGAUCAAGGAAGAAUCGUCGAAAAAGUCAGCCAAAGUUUCACUCGGAAGCCACAAGUGUGAAUAUUGCAGUAAAGUAUUUCGCAGAGGCACGCACCUAAGACGUCAUAUUCUAAUCCACACGCAGGAAAAACCCUUCAAAUGCAAAAGUUGUGCCAAAGCAUUUGCACGAAGUGAUCACCUGACGAUUCAUGAGUCCACGUUCCACUCGAAGGAACGACCUUUUUCGUGUAAACUUUGUGAGAAGUCUUUCAAACGUGCCGAACACCUCCGGAAUCACAUUGAAUCGAAACACAGUGAAACAGUAUCCUCUAAAAAGCAAGAUUUCUGUGAAGUCUGCAAAAAAGGUUUCACCUCGGCGAAGAAUCUUGAACUGCACAAAAAGACUCACUUGCAACCGAAAGUUUACAAAUGCACCUACUGUGCAGAACAGUUUGCCGACAAGAACGAUCACCGGCUGCAUGUUCGACAAUUGCAUCUGGAAGGGAAAUCGUUCUUGUGCUCCGAAUGUGGACAGAGUUUUCUCAGAAAUGAUUACCUGAUGGUUCACAUGAGACGCCAUAAAGGAAUUAAGCCAUACAAGUGUAAAUUCUGUCCGAAGGCAUUUCCACGAGCUACGGAUUUGAGGGUCCACGAAAAGUAUCAUACAAAUGAGAAACCGCAUCUCUGCACCAUUUGUGGAAAGAGCUUCCACCGGGCGUACAAUCUUGUGGUACACAGCCGGACCCACAAUGGAUUGAAGCCGUACCAAUGCCCGCACUGUCCGAAGAGUUUCGCUCAAGGCAACGAUCUGAAGGCGCAUGUUCGACGUCACACCGGAGAACGUUACAGAUGCGAUCUGUGCAAUGAAGGAUUCAUCCAAGGCUACCAGUUGACCAAUCACAAGCGUACGGUUCAUAACAUCGACACGGCGACCAGCACUCGGCGGGUAACGAAGUUUCUCACUCCAUCGGCCCAGGAACAGCAAAUGCUUCUACAGGAACAACAUCAGCAGCUAGAACGAUUGUUGGAACAGCAAAAGGCAUUAGAACAGCAGCAGCAACAGACUGGCUGGGACGUUGAACGAGUGGAACACGAUCCCGAUUUGGAAAAGAAAAUUUCAGAAACCAAAGAGCGAAUCCAUUUGGUGGAACGUGAGCUGGAAGAAAUUAAUAACCGUCUUCACGAAGAGCUGGAACAACAGAGCUACAAACUAAAACAACAGCAAACAGGAGACAGCCAUCUGGAGGAAGAUUUCUCCGAACAUAACAGGUCGACUAACUCCUCCUACGGGCAAGAUUUUCUGAAUGACACCACAAAUGCGCUGCAAAAUACAGAAUCGGUGAAAGAUGAAAAUUUUACCCAGUGAUGCGAACUUUCUUUAGCAGUAGAAUAAAUUAUUCAACAUUGAUGUAAUA